AUGGCGCAAACCCAGACUCAGACACAGGCCCCCCCGCCAUCGCUACCGGAGCCCGAAUCCCCACCCCCGCCACAACCAGAAACUCCCCGCAUGCCGGUGUCAGUGCCGCCUCCGCCCACAGCGGAGGAACUGGCCGAGCGCGAUCACCAGAAUCGCGAGACGGCCCGGCAAGAGGUCGUCCAUGAGCUGGACAGCCUGGUCGGCCACGACAAUGUCAAGCGCCAGCUGCACGGCGUCCAGACCUGGGUGCAGAUCUGCCGUCGCCAUGGUCGCGACCCCAAGAACGAGUGGUACAACAUCGCCUUCCUGGGAAACCCGGGCACGGGAAAGACUACUGUGGCGCGUAUCUACGCGAAGAUGCUCUACGCCAUGGGCAUCUGUGACUCGCACACUGUCUGCGAGACCACCGGCGCCGACCUGGCCAGCCGGGGUCCGAACGGCGUGCAGCAGUUGCUGCGUAACAUGACCGACACCAAAGCCCCGGUGCAGACGGCUGGGGUACUCAUUGUCGAUCACCCUCAUACCCUGAUUGAAGCCCCUCCGACGCCGGCGUCCGAGCAGGCUCUCGAAGACAUCCGUCACGCCAUGGAGCGCAACACCGGCCGCAUCAUUGUCGUCUUUACCGGCGAUGCGGACGAGAUCACGGGCUUCCUCCGGGAGAGUCCGGCGCUUCAGCAGCGCAUCUGCAGUUCGCUGCGAUUCCACGACUUUGACCGUCAGCAUUUGGUGCAGCUGCUGGCCCGCCGCAUUGUGACCGAAUACAACGGUCGCAUGCAGGUCGAAGGUGGCCUGGAAGGCACCUACAUUCAAGCUGCCGCCCGCCGGCUGGUCCGGGGGCGUGCUGCCAAGGGUUUCACCAAUGCCCACGCUGUUCGCGAGAUGGUCAAGAGCAUUGCUCAGCGCCAGGCGCUGUGCCUGACGGACCAGCAGGACAGCGGCAUGGACGAGGUGGACUACUUUUUCUUCUCCAAGGACGACGUCCUUGGGCCCAGUCCGGCCGAGAUUAGGUCGGAGAGUGCCCCGUUGGAAGCCCUGCAGACGCUCAUCGGCCAGGAUGCUGUGAAGGCGUCGGUGGCUGAGGUUUUCGACACGGCGGAGGAGAACUACUACCGCGAGAUCCGCAACCAGCGCCGGCUGCCGCUGCGGAUCAACCGCAUCUUUGCGGGACCGCCAGGGACGGGCAAGAGCACGGCCAUCCGGCUGUAUGCACAGAUCUUGGUGGACUUGGGAUUGUUGAGUGGUGGCGAGGUUCGCGUCAAACCGUUGUCGGCUCUCUGCGACCUGUCGGAUGAGCAGCUCCGCGAAACCGUCGAGUCGACGACCGGACAUGUACUCGUGGUCGACGUCGACACGGAUCGCCAGGAGCGCCCGACCGUGCCCGACGCGGUGGUGGACAUGCUCGCGGCCGCCCGCGACAAUCACUGCACCAUUCUGGUAGGUACCCACGACACCAUCAGCCAGUUCCUGCACCGUGCUGGCAGCAAGGCCCGGGGCUUUGAGACGCACCUGGUGCGCUUCUCACCCCUGACCCGCGACCACAUGGAGGAGCUCUUCCAGAGCAAACUCGACGAGCAGGAUCUCGACGUCACCCCCGAGGCCUUCCAGGCGGCCAUGGACACCCUGGACAACGCGCGUAUGCGCAAGGAUUUCGACAACGCCCGUGCAGUGGACCACCUUCUCGCUGCGGCCGUCUACCACUUUGAGCGACGGUCGCGCACCGGCCCCAACUCGCAGCCGGUAGAACGACUGCUUGAGGGUCGCGACUUCAACCCCGAGCUGGUGGGCGGCACGACGGCGCUGGUGUUCCGCGAGGAGCUGCGCCACUCGAUCGUGCCGGACGACAUUAUCUCCAUCCUCAAGCGGUAUCACAACGAGAUGAAGGCCGCCUGGAUGCAGGGGUUGGACCCGGGUGCUCGCAUGCCGGGGGCAUUUGUUUUCAAGGGUGGACCAGGGACCGGUAAGAAGACCGUCGCCCGCCAGCUAGGCACCCUGUACUACAAGAUGGGCGCCCUCAGCGACGGAGAGUUGGUGGCGUGCUCGGUCGCCGACCUCCUCGCACCGCACAUCUAUCCGACCUCGGUGCGGUCGCGCUCGCAACUGGAGCGGGGCAGAGGCAAAGUGCUCUUCAUUGAAGAUGCGCACCGCCUGGCGGAGAACGAGUCAGCCACGCAGGCCGUGGACGAGCUCAUCUACCUCCUGCCCAAGUUUGCCGACGAGAUGGUGGUGAUUCUGGCCGGUCCGGCCCAGGAAAUGGACCAGCUCCUGGCCAAUCGCCCACGCUUGUCGGCCAUGUUCCAGGAGGAGAUUGUCUUCCGCAACCCGACGCCGCGGGAAUGCCUCCGACUGCUGGACCGCAAGUUGACGGAGCAGCACUUGAAGGGCCCCCGUCUGUACCUGACCGACCCGCGCACGCCCAGCCAUCGGGAAUUCACGCGGGCCAUCCAAAUCCUGUCGAUGUUCCCUUGUUGGAGCAAUGCACGGGACGUGGAGGUGCUAGCGCGGUGGAUGGUGGCGGCCUGUGUGCGGGACCUGCCGCUGGACGGCAGCGUCAGUACAUUGCCAGCGAUGCAACUGACGGAGGAGCAGGCGAUGAGCUGCAUGGUGCGCUUGUUCAAUCUGAAGCGCGACCGGCUGCGGUUCAACCAGGACCCGAAGGCGCGGGCCUUGCCACGGGUGUUGUCGCAGCCGCGAUGCACAGAUCGGACGGGCGUGAAGUUUCCUGUCUGA
This is a messenger RNA of Aspergillus sclerotioniger CBS 115572, 2727 nucleotides long. It is a transcript of the gene GbpA, whose product is annotated as protein GbpA. The transcript has 3 exons. The record is from RefSeq and is a predicted model, not a curated record. Bases 1 to 2727 code for a protein of 908 amino acids. Gene Ontology annotation, molecular function: ATP binding; ATP hydrolysis activity. Lineage: Eukaryota; Fungi; Ascomycota; Eurotiomycetes; Eurotiales; Aspergillaceae.